This is a messenger RNA of Symbiodinium sp. CCMP2456, 1212 nucleotides long. Lineage: Eukaryota; Dinophyceae; Suessiales; Symbiodiniaceae. The record is from the annotation of a GenBank genome assembly.
AUGACGACCGAAACACUGAAGAAGACACCACUCUACGACUUGCACGCCGCGAACGGGGGACGAAUGGUCGACUUUACCGGCUGGUCGAUGCCGGUUCAGUACACUUCGAUCAUUAACGAGCAUAACGCAACGCGAAACGCAGUCGGUCUCUUCGACGUUUCGCACAUGGCCCGCUUCCGCUUCGACGGUGCCAAUGCUUUGGAAUUUCUCGAUGGCCUGGUCACUCGCAAAAAGAUCGCCGAGUGGAUUCAAGCUCGCCUUCCGGAAGACAUCACGUUCACCGAUCACACCGAGCAAACGGCCAUGAUUGCCGUGCAAGGUCCCAAAGCCAUGGAGAUCGCCCAGGCAAUCGUCGAAGGGGUUCUGUCUGAGCUGAAAUAUUAUCAAGGCCGCGAAGCUACCAUUCUUAGCCACCCCGGCGGUCUCGUCAGCCGAACCGGAUAUACCGGAGAAGAUGGCGUUGAAAUGACCGUGUCUGCCGAAAACGCGAUUGCCACUUGGGAAGCAUUGUUUGUCGCCGCCGCAGAAGUGGGCGGACAUGCCGUUGGCCUCGGGGCUCGCGACACGCUUCGCUUGGAAGCGGCAAUGCCUCUUUACGGUCACGAGCUUUCCGAAGAAAUCACACCACUGCAAGCCGGACUGGGCUUUGCGAUGUCGUGGGACCACGAGUUCAUCGGCAAAACCGCACUCGAAGCAAUCGACAAGGAUUCGUUGCCGGUGCGUGUCGGACUGGCCAUGGAAGACAAACGUGUUCCGCGCGAACAUUACCCGCUUUACUCAGGCGACCAACAAGUCGGCGAAGUGACCAGUGGUUCGCAAUCGCCAACACUCGGCUCGCCGAUCGCCAUGGGUUACGUGGCUCGAGCGUUUGCCGCCGAAGGCACCCAACUGGAUGUCGACGUGUUAGUUAGGAGUUCCCCGAUUAUGUCCACGGACAAUUUGCUUUUCGCCAAGACGCACGAAUGGGUCAAAGUGGAAGAAUCGGACGGCGCAAAGAUUGCCACGGUCGGCAUCAGCGCUCACGCGAUUGAAGCCUUGAAUGAUUUGGUUUACUUGGAACUGCCGGAAGUGGGCAAAGAAACGACCGCCGGCGAAUCGUUCGGUGAAAUCGAAUCGGUCAAAGCGGUUAGUGAUAUCUACGCACCUGUGACCGGCGAAGUGAUUGAAGCCAAUUCGGCAUUGCCGGAUAACCUCGACUCGCUGCACGAAGAU